Molecule: messenger RNA, 1599 nt
Organism: Spea bombifrons (plains spadefoot toad)
Lineage: Eukaryota; Metazoa; Chordata; Amphibia; Anura; Pelobatidae
Product: vomeronasal type-2 receptor 26-like
Exons: 5
Coding region: 1-1599 (532 amino acids)
Biological process (GO): G protein-coupled receptor signaling pathway
Cellular component (GO): membrane
Molecular function (GO): G protein-coupled receptor activity
Source: RefSeq, a predicted model, not a curated record
AUGGGUGAAUUUCCAAAUUAUUCCUGCCAAGGAGGUAAUAAAUUUGCAGGAUUAAUCGGAAAUCUUAGAACGGCUACAAUCCAAGUGGCGCAGAUCCUCAGGCUGUACGGAUACCCGCAGAUCAGCUAUGGGGUAUCUGACCCACUGGUCAGUGACGGGGCGCUGUACCCCAACUACUUCCAACUAUUUCAAGGAGAUCAGAUUCAAUAUGAAAUGAUUGUGAAGUUGCUGAAACAUUACGGAUGGAACUGGGUUGGAAUAAUCACAUCACAGGAUGAAAGUGGAGAGCGGGAGCUCCAAGAGCUCAGCCACAUGCUCACCAGCCACGGGAUCUGCAUCGAGCUCAUUAUUAAAAUGUCUGUAACAAUGGAAGGAACCCAUAAGUAUCUGGCCGUUAUUGAGAAGUCAACAUCACAGACAAUGAUGUCAUUUAAUUGUAGUUUAAGUUUUGCUCCUUCCAAUAGCUUGAUUCCUGGCAUGGAGACUUUCCUGGAUAAUGUCCGUCCAUCCAAUCGCCCGUCUGAUCCAAUACUUCAAGAUAUUUGUUCAGACAAUCACCAUAAAGAUGGCGGAUGUCCUCGAGAGCUUCGCUUAGGAGGCUGCAACAAGUGGAAGCCGAACCCGUCCUGGAGUCUGCGGACGAACUCCCGUUGCCUGCACGACCGUGAGGUGCCACCGCGGACCUCUGAGCCAAACAACCCAGACAGUGAAAACUGCCAGACAUGCCCAGAUAACGAAUGGCCUGACGAGAAAAAAGUGAAGUGUAUUCCUAAGACUUACGACUUCCUGUCAUACAAAGACGAUAUAAUGGUUCCAGUUUUUUUCUUUAUCAGUGUAUUUUUUUUAAUCUUGAGUUUUUUUAUAUUGGGUAUUUUUAUCCUGUACUGGGACACUACUACUGUUAGAGCCAAUAACAGGGACCUCAGCUUCAUCCUCCUUGUCUCCAUCAUCUUGAGCUUCCUCUGUGUGUUUCUGUUCCUCGGUCGUCCUGAGGAUGUAACCUGCAUGCUGCGGCAAACUGCUUUUGGAGUCAUCUUCUCAGUAGCUGUGUCCUGCGUGUUGGCCAAGACCAUCAUGGUUUGCAUUGCUUUCAAGGCCACCAAACCUGGGAGUUACUGGAAAAAAUGGAUGGGAGCUAAAGUGUCCAACAUUAUAGUUCUGAUGUCUUCCUCCAUUCAGGUUUUCAUUACCAUUAUUUGGUUGGCCAUUUCUCCUCCUUUUCAGGAGCUGGACAUGCACUCAUACAAUGAAAAGAUCAUCGUUCAGUGUAAUGAGGGCUCGGCCAUCGCCUUCUACUGUGUCCUGGGUUAUAUGGGGCUUCUGGCAGCUGUUAGUUUUAUUAUAGCUUUUUUAGCCAGGACAUUACCGGACAGUUUUAAUGAGGCCAAGUACAUCACCUUCAGCAUGCUGGUGUUCUGCAGCGUUUGGAUUGCGAUGAUCCCGGCCUAUCUGAGCACCAAAGGCAAAUACAUGGUGGCCGUAGAGAUUUUUGCUAUAUUGGCAUCAACUGCUGGGUUAUUAAGCUUUAUGUUUUUCCCAAAAUGUUACAUCUUGCUAAGAAAAAAAGAGAUAAACAGAAGACAUUUAUUAAAGCAAUAA